Molecule: messenger RNA, 1945 nt
Organism: Striga asiatica
Lineage: Eukaryota; Viridiplantae; Streptophyta; Magnoliopsida; Lamiales; Orobanchaceae
Source: the annotation of a GenBank genome assembly
UUUUAAUUUUAUUUUCCGCCCUUUUUGCACCUUUGUUUUUUAUUUAGGUUCAUAUUAUGAUUACAAACAGUAGUUUAUCAAGCGUUUUCCUGUUGGCACUUGCUUGUUUUCUGCUGCAUUACCUUUGUUGAGUGUUGUAUUAACUCUGCUUUUCUUCACCACUGUAAAUUCUUCUAGGGCCACCCCACACCCCAAAAAAAGCUACAGAAAAGAAAAGGAAAAAAAAAAAAGAUUAGAGAGGGAAAAAAAUGGGUGAGCUUGAGCCAAAGGUUGAUGCUUUUUUGCGAAAGUUGGAAUGUAUGAUGUAAUGAUUCCAUUUCUUUUCAAUGGUGAAGAUUUUUCCAAAUGAUUUUUUUAUCUGAUUCUACUGUUUAUCAAUCAAUAUCCACAUUUUUGUUUAGUUAAUUUUUUCUUCUAAAUAUAAAAAAUAAAGGUUUUUACAGUUCGAAAAAUUUGGUGCUUGAAGAUUCCUUCAAGAAGCUGCUAAAACUUUUGGUGCCUUCGUAUUAUUAGAAUAAUUUGUGUUAGGAAAUGCAGUUUUCUUUCAGCUUUCUGCGUUAUCCUCUAGUUCUCUAUCUCUUCUUGCGUUUUAAAUUUUAACCCUUUAAUGAAAUUUUGCCUUCUCCCUUUUGCACAUAUGCCAUAGACUAGGGUUCAUAAUUUUAAGGGGUUCUGUGUUUGGUCUGUUAGAAGUGCUAGAUUCCACUUUCUUCUUUAACAUAUAACCAUUUUAUUUUAAUUUUUUUUGGAUAAAUGGAGAAGAGUAACCAGAUUUUGAGUAUGUCACUCUUGUUUAUUUUCCGGGUUAAAUUGUUAUCUGCCCAAUGCUUAGAUAUGAGGAGCAGAGAUAUCUCAAGGGAGCCCUCGUCGUCCCCACAUUCGAAAAAUCGAAUCUUUUUCAGCAUAUUUUUGGGAGUUUUAACAGGAUUGAUUUGUGCCCUCUUGUUUGCUUUGCUCUUGAGGUACUUUGUUAGACACAUUAAUCGAAACCCAGUUCUCAAAGUGGGCCCCGUCGUUUUUUCUCCAAGAAUUUCUCGAAGGACGCUGAAUUUAGCCCUCUGUAACGACCCCCAAUUGCUUGGCUCGAGUCCGAACGGAAAGUAUUAUAAGGCCGUGCUCGAUAAUGGCCUCAAUGUUGCUGUCAAGAGACUCGGCCCGUUUUCCUGCGCAUCUUCUGAAGCCCAUAGCAAGAGAAAGAUAUUGCAGGAGCUCCGUAAACUGGCAUGCCUGAGGCAUAGGAAUUUAAUGAGUUUGAGGGCUUAUGUGUUUGAAUCGGGUGUUUACUCUUUAGUUUACGAUUAUGUGCCCAUGGCAAGUCUUGAGGAUGUGAUGAAAAAAGUGAGGGAAAAUCAGUUGGAGCUUAAGUGGGAAUUUCGGCUUAGGAUAGCGGUUGGGAUUAAUAAAGGGUUGAAUUAUCUGCACUUUUGUUGUGAUCCGAGAAGAUUACACUAUAACUUGAAGCCCUCGAAUGUGAUUUUGGACUCUGAGUUCGAGCCGAGGUUGGCUGACUGUGGAUUAGCUGCGAUUUUUCCAGGCUUUGUUCGAGCAUCAUCGGGCUUCAAUCCACCGGAAUGUUUUCAGAACUCCAGGUACACUGAUAAAAGUGACAUCUAUAGCUUUGGGAUGAUAUUGGGUGUUCUAUUAACCGGAAGGGACCCGAACGACACAUCCUUUGGUAGCAUGGGAGAAUGGCUUAGGCAGCAGAUUCAGCAAGAUGGUGAAGCUCGAGAAGCACUAGACAAGAGAAUCCUUGUUGGGCAACAAGUCGAACAAGAUGAGAUGCUUAUGGCUUUAAGAAUUGCUGUUGUUUGCCUAUCGGAUUUACCUGCUGAUCGACCCUCUAGCGACGAGCUCCUUUCGAUGCUCACUCAAUUAAAUAGUUUCUGAAAUGUGUGUCUGUGUGUGUUUUUUACUUUUCUUUUUUUCUUUUUUUUUUUCUUUUUUU